Messenger RNA from Penicillium maclennaniae, 909 nucleotides. RefSeq lists its product as uncharacterized. The transcript is spliced from 2 exons. Lineage: Eukaryota; Fungi; Ascomycota; Eurotiomycetes; Eurotiales; Aspergillaceae. The coding region runs from base 1 to 909 and encodes 302 amino acids. The record is from RefSeq and is a predicted model, not a curated record.
AUGCGCCCUGGGCUGGCAAAACCGGGCGCGCUCCCACUCCUGGCCCUGAUUGUUUUCUCGCUGCUCACCUUGGUGCCAUCGCUGUCGAGUAUAUACAACAUUAAGCUGGCGAAUUUGGCAUUCUACACUGGAGCCCGUCAAGUCCCUCUCAUUCAGGAUAGCGCUGCUGAAAUUACCUCGGAAUUACCUCCCGUCGAUCCUCGCAAGUCAUGGAUCCUGGCUGCGCAAUCAAGGUCCCGUGGGAACCGUCCGUCGCGGUCUUCACGCGUGGGCCACGGCGCGGCGACAAUCCCUAGCGAGGUCGCCCCCGCCGAAAAUAAAAGUCGCGCUUUGCAUGGCACCGAAUCUUCUUACAAAUUCAGUCGAAGAGCUCGCGCGUUCCGCACGUAUUUCAUCCAGCAACUUGACGACUAUCAACUUCUCACCCCUUUUACGAACCGGAGCUAUGCCACCGAGAACGCGAACCUUCCCCCUACGCUUGCGCCCUCAAACAUGGCUCCCUCGCCAACUUCAAACCUCGAAGAAACCCCCGGAAACACACCGCAAUUGAUUGAUGAAUCGAUGUCCUCACACACACCUCCCCAAGCCGAUUCGGGACUGCAAUUCCCCACUCUGCGCAACCUCUGGCAGCAGGCCUGCCGUUCCGUAAUUGGCCUCUGGGAGACCACAAAAGAAUGGUCACAUAAUCGCGCCCUCCAUCCAUUAAUCCGAACUGGCUCAGAAUAUGUUGAGUCAAUAUUUGGGGUCGUGCAUCUGCAAGUCACGCAGAACUCUCGAUGCCCCAGACAGAGAAGGAACUGGCUUUUCCCACGCCGACACAAAUCUCAGAGAAAUUGCCUUGUGAUCAACCCACCGACGCUGCGAGUCACCACUCGCCAGAGCUACGAGGUAGUUGCAUGGCAGUGGUAA